CGCCAGGCCAUUCGACAGACACCUCGAGCUCGACGAACAAUAUUAUUUUGCUAUAUAAAUAGGCACUGCAAGUGUGUUGGCAGAUCCUUGGAGAAUUGGCUUGACCAAAUUUGAUGAGAAAAAGUUCAAUAUGGUCUUACUAUUGGAUGGACAUUGAUUUGUGUCAAAACGCAACGCAACAAUAGUAGACCAAAGGAAGUGAAUGAGCUGAACUGACCUAACGCAUUCGCCUGAAAAAGCGAAGUUUUUCAUAAAAUUUUCUUCACGGCCUUCAGCUGAUUGACCCUAUUUUGGAGAAUAGUGGAGGAUCAUCCAUCCAAAAUCAGCAAAUCUAAAGCUUUGGUGGAACUAAUUCUUCUUCUGCAGAUGAUCUUUGUGUACGAUAGAUGCAUGGUCUAGAGAUCCAAUAUUCACCUGGGAGACUCAGGGAUUCUUAACUAAAAGGGGACCUCAAAGAACAUGGAACCGCCCGUGGGACGUGCCUGUCGCCAAAGUAAGAGAUCAGCUGCCAUACGUUCGAAAUACAGGGAGGAGAGUGAUCAAGACACAGCUCCUACAGUCAUGAAGAAAGAUGCAAAGAUGUCGCAAUUAAAAUGCGAUGUGUGCAGCCAAGGUUUCCUGAGGGAAAGAGCUCUCUUGAACCAUAAGCAGACCCAUGUCAGUGGUGCCUUCAGUGAAAGAUAUUCUAAGACCUUGACUUCCCUCGGAAGGGAAGGAUCUGUUGUGAGUGUACAGAGAUACCUUACAUUGGAUAUAGCAAUGGCUCUGAAACUACGAGGUAGCAAGUCAAACAAAAGCCGAAAACCAUCUGGCAGUGGAGGUGUUUCAAAAGAGAUGGCAAUACAAAGCUGGUCUAAGGAACUGAACUCUAAGCAGAUGAAAGGGACUGAGAGACGACCUCGUGUUUCAAAAUCUAAGAAAGUAGACAGAAUUUUAUCAAGCCAGACUCGAUCUGACAAAAAGGAAAGAAAAGGUGUAAAUGAAACACCAAAACCUACUGAUAUUUUAAGUGUGCAUGGGGUGGGCUGGGAAUGUCGGAGCUCUAAAAACCCUGCAAAAUCUAGUGCAAUAAAUAUUUCUGUGAGUGACCAAGAUGAAGAAAAACCCAGGACUGUGCUAGAAAUGGUGACUGAUGCUUGGAAUAUUUUGGACACCGAUACUUCAGACGUUCCCCAGCCUAAGAAGCUCAACCUGAAAGCAGAAGCCAAAGAAAUUAGUUUGUGUGUUAAUGUGACAACCAGAGACAAGAGCCUGCAAGGAUCAACUCUAGAGACUGAACAAGGUCUUGGUGAAGGCAUUCAAGCUAAUCGGAAGGAACGUUCUAUAAAACUAGAUUCACUGAAAACGAGCGCUGUAACUGCAAUGCACGAUGAGGUUAUUGAGCUAGUUAGCAGCCUGAAAACCAGGGGUAUGGAAGAGAAAUUGAUGUCUGUGAGUUCUGAUGAAUCAGAAUCCGGUAAGAGUGAUACUGAUUCUGAUUGGAAUGAUGAGUCCAAGGAAACAAUAAGCGGUGAAAAAGACCAAUCUACUGAAAGGAAGAACAGGAGAGCAAAGAGGAAUACAUUUUGUGAAAUUUGUCAAAAGGAUUUCCAAAAUCUUCCAAGGCAUCUUUUUACUCACUAUGGUGAGCGAAGCCACAAGUGCAAAGUCUGUGGGAAAGCAUUCUUCGAGGCCCGCGUCCUUGACAAACACGAGACGACCCACACAAAGAAGUUCAAGUGUGGCGUCUGCGGAGAGAUGUUCAGCAAGCUUCGAGUAGCUAGGCGGCAUGCCAAGAUCCACCUCCCCAGUAAACCCUACAGCUGUGAGAUCUGCAAACAAGCCUUCCGCACCCGAAGCGACGUUCGGAAUCACUUAAAGAUCCACUCUUCCAGACGUUUUGUGUGUGAUAUCUGCGGACAGGGGAAACACAGCCUCAAUGCACUCAACUCCCACAAGCGAAAACAUACCGGCGAGAAACCCUAUGUUUGUGAGAUUUGUGGAAAGAGCUUCAGAUACUCUAGUGGCUUGCACGUUCAUAACUUCUCCCACACAAGCGGAAAACCUUAUUCUUGUCCCAUCUGCAGAGAGACCUUUGCCCAUAACUACCUGAGGAAGCGCCAUCUCUUGACUCACAAGACAGAUGCAGUAGUCUCGGAGAAGGAUAGUCAGGGUGACGUUUCUCUCGAAGCUGAUGUGCAGCAGAACAAGAAACUCAUUAUUCAACAGCUUUCACCUAACUCCCAGGAUGUGGCGACGAUUUCACAACUUGGCAACAUGGAACAGACGUUGUUUUUAGAAGAGCCAUUGAUGCAGGAAACCAAUGCUGAUCAAGCUACUUGCAACCCAGAGACAGAUCUGCCAGGACCCCAAUCCUCCUUUCAGAAUGAUCAACAGACGUUUGCCAACAAGGCGAGGAAUAUCAACAAGGUUCUGGGACCGGAUGCUUUCAAGCAAAACUUGAUCAAUGGCCGUGGCAGACGUCAAACACCUGUAGAUUCUCUUGUUUUACCUCUGUGUGAUGGGACCUAUAAGUCUCUCAAGGAUUUGCAGCGACAGGGCAUAGAAAGCGACGAUCUGCCAAGACACUAGUAACAGAUUUCAGAAGAGGGAGCUUGUUCCAAAGUAAGAAGCGGCCGAGGUGAAAGCUACAGGCAUCACCAGGAGUUUGGAGCAGAGUGGCUGAGAGAGCAAAGGUCAUCGAUGAUACAAGUCAAGCGCCCCCUAUGUGAUGAAAGCCCCGUGAGAUCAUCCCAACUUACUAUAAAGAGCCCAGGUUUCUAAAUUAUGUAACUGCUUUUAUACAUGUAGGUGUUUUUAUGUGUGUAAUGGUUAUAAAUAGGAUGCCUUCAGAAAUUCAGUAUUAUAAACGAGUCCUCCAAUUCUAUGCUUUUCUAUUCUAUCCAAUUUGUAUUACUCUGAAUGGUACAAGAAUUUUAACAAAACUAUUCAACAUUUUGGUUAUGUUGACUCCCCAGUUCUACUUUCUGUUGAAGGCGGUAUUUUAUGAUGAUGAUUUCAGCUACUUAAAGAGACUACGCAUCAUCUGUAUCUUUGGGGUUUGGACUUUGAUAUAUUACGCCUGACCCUGGCUUUGCCCCAAGAAAUCUCUGGUUUCAGAGGCAGAGUCUCUGGUGUCAGAGACAUAGUCACUGUCGAGGACUGAAUAGGUUCUCGCUCCAGGCUACGGCAAUUCAUGUGUUCAUAUGUUUGUACAUUUUGUAUUUAUGUUGUAGGGCCUCCACGGAAAACAGUAUUUAACUACUGAUGGAGCCACCCUACUAAAAACAGACUAAUUAAUAAUUGAAUAAAAGAAAUAAACGUUGGAAAUACAAGAUUCUUUGGAUGUCCAGGGGGCGAAAAAAAAAUCCUACAAACUUUGAGCUCGCGAGGAGAACCUGCGCAUGCACACUCGCGAAGGAAGCCAGCGCAUGCGCACGUGGAAUCCGGUAGGGUGGCUAAUAGGGUGAUAGUAAUUAUACAAAUCGUUCUUUUGUCAACUCAUCGCUUGCUCAAUCGGUAAAGACAGCGUGAUACUAAUAGAACGUUGGAGUUGACCAGAGGGUUCAAAUCUCAGUUUAUUUAGUGUUUUGCCUUUAUAAAUAGUGAGGCAAAGCAAUAAAUAAUCAAAGUCCAAUUGUUUGUGACCUCUUUGCAUGCAUCAAGUAUAAAAGUUCGUUGGAAAAAAAAGGACGCGUCCAGGGGAUCCUUGGACAAGCACCAUGUUGAAUUUUCUCCCUCAAAGAGAAUUAAAUGUUUUUGAUAUACACUGUA
Messenger RNA from Strongylocentrotus purpuratus (purple sea urchin), 3753 nucleotides. RefSeq names its product myoneurin-like. Gene Ontology annotation, molecular function: RNA polymerase II cis-regulatory region sequence-specific DNA binding; DNA-binding transcription factor activity. The record is from RefSeq and is a predicted model, not a curated record. The transcript has 4 exons. Lineage: Eukaryota; Metazoa; Echinodermata; Echinoidea; Camarodonta; Strongylocentrotidae. The coding region runs from base 460 to 2571 and encodes 703 amino acids. Gene Ontology annotation, biological process: regulation of transcription by RNA polymerase II.